AUGACAGCAGCAGCUAACGCUCUCUUUACUUCUGCCAGCAUGCUGCUCUCGUCGUCGACUCCAGGAUCAGGCUGGGAUGCCGGGAUGCUGGGAUGCGGCCAGGGCCUCUUGACAGGGACAGAUCGCAUCGUCAGAUCCAUAGUCCUACCGUUUUUACUUUCACCCUUUUACCCAGUAUCUCUUUUCUUCUUCUCUUUCUUCUCUUUCUUCUCUUCUAUCUUCUUCUUCUCUUAUAUCAUCUCUUCUUCUUCUUCUCCUCUUCUCCUCCAUCUUGAUAUCGUAUUUUAUCUGGUAUUGGCUGUCCACUCACCGUCCUCCAUGUGGGUCCUCCCCUUACCGUACCUGACCACCCAAAAGUCCCCUAAAAAGUCCCCGUCAAAAACUGGUUCGUCGCUUUUUCUGUCUUUUUUGCUCCUUUUGCUUUUUUCUGCCGCUUUUUCUUCUUUCUCUUCCGCCUUUUUUUCUCUGGCCUUCAACUUCGAUCUCCAACCUGCAAUCUUCAACUUCUCUUCUUCUUCCUCCUCUCCUCUUCUUCCUCUUCUUCCUCUUCCCCUUCAACCUAAUCCGCCGCCUCCUCCUCUCCUCCUCCUCCGCCGCCGCGGCUCUCGCUGGCUACAGCUCGCUGUGGCCGUCCGUUCCUUACAUCCUAGCACGGAGACGUGCGCCUUUUUCUAUCUCUCUCUCUCCUCUGUCUCUAUCGCUGUGGCCUGGCGAAACACACAGACUGGAAGCAGAGCCGGGGAAAAGGAGCCGCUUUUUAUCAGUCAUUUGCUUGAUCUGGCAAAGCCCAGCCUCUCCAUAUAUGAAGCCGAAGGACUUGGUUGGAACGAGCAAGUAGAGAGACCGAAGAGACUCUCUGGCUCGUCACUUAUUCUUCCUUCUCUUCCCUCUUCUUCGUGGAAUUCUUACAUUUCCCUUUUCGUUCGUUUAUAUUCUCUCUCUCUCUCUCUCUAUCUCUCUUUCUCUCGUUUUAUUCUACAGCCAUGA
Molecule: messenger RNA, 987 nt
Organism: Trichophyton benhamiae CBS 112371
Lineage: Eukaryota; Fungi; Ascomycota; Eurotiomycetes; Onygenales; Arthrodermataceae
Exons: 3
Coding region: 1-987 (328 amino acids)
Source: RefSeq, a predicted model, not a curated record